GAGCUGGGAGGGGCUAAGGCACCAUGCACGACCAUGGUGGGGGUGGAGGUGCAGGCAGCAAACAAUAUUUAAGAUGCUGAGUUUGCAGAGCAUUCAGACUUGGGAAGGAAAGCCAUGGGAUGCCCAAUUAAGCUGCACUUUCAGAAACUCAAGUUUUGAGAAAGGCUAAGAGAGAGCAAGGAGAGAGAGAAAACAACAAAGUGGGAAGUCCACCAAGAGUGAAAGUGGUAGGUUAGAAUCUGCGGCAGCUCUGCAAGCCUCAGCCGGGCAUAUCCAGAUUCCCCCAAAGGAAGAUCCUUCCUCACCCAGGGCCACGAAAGAUGCUGAAAAAGACUCUCUCAGCCGUGGCCUGGCUCUGCAUUUUCAUCGUGGCCUUUGUCAGCCACCCAGUGUGGCCACAGAAGCCCCCUAAGCGCAAGACACCUGCAGAGCUCACACUGGCCUCCUGCUGUGAAGAGGUGAAGGAGCUCAAGGCCCAAAUUGCCAACCUAAGCAGUCUGCUGAGCGACCUGGGCAAGAAGCAGGAGAGGGACUGGGUCAGCGUGGUCAUGCAGGUGAUGGAGCUGGAGAGCACUUCCAAGCGCAUGGAGUCGCGGCUCACAGAUGCCGAGAGCAAGUUCUCUGAGAUGAACAACCAGAUCGACAUCAUGCAGCUGCAGGCAGCGCAGACUGUCACUCAGACCUCGGCAGAUGCCAUCUAUGACUGCUCGUCCCUGUACCAGAAGAACUACCGCAUCUCUGGAGUGUAUAAGCUUCCUCCCGAUGACUUCCUGGGCAGCCCUGAGCUGGAGGUGUUCUGUGACAUGGAGACUUCAGGUGGCGGCUGGACCACCAUUCAGAGACGAAAGAGUGGCCUUGUCUCCUUCUACCGGGACUGGAAGCAGUAUAAGCAGGGCUUUGGCAGCAUCCGUGGGGACUUCUGGUUGGGGAAUGAACACAUUCACCGGCUUUCCAGGCGGCCAACCCGGCUACGUGUGGAGAUGGAGGACUGGGAGGGCAACAAGCGCUACGCCGAGUACAGCCACUUCGUUUUGGGCAACGAGCUGAACAGUUACCGCCUCUUCCUGGGGAACUACAGUGGCAACGUGGGGAAUGACGCCCUCAUCUAUCAUAACAACACAGCCUUCAGCACCAAGGACAAGGACAAUGACAACUGCUUAGACAAGUGUGCCCAGCUCAGGAAAGGUGGGUACUGGUACAACUGCUGCACAGACUCCAACCUCAAUGGAGUUUACUACCGCCUCGGACAGCACAACAAGCACCUGGAUGGCAUCACCUGGUACGGCUGGCAUGGGGCCAGCUACUCCCUCAAACGGGUGGAGAUGAAAAUCCGUCCAGAAGACUUCCAGCCGUAAAAAGAAGCCUGCUGUGGAGCAGGGCUGGAGGAAUGGAGACAAACGGAGGCUGGGAAAGGGCAGGGAAGGAGAGGAAGGGGGUUGAGAAAGGGGAGGGACGGAAAAUGGCCUAUCAUCUCCAUCGGAGAGCAAGUCUCUCAGGAGGACAAAAAAAUGAUGCGCUAAGGAUGUUUCAGGAAGUGGGAGGAAGUAUUUAAACACAGUGGGUCCAGACACAUCCUCUCAGGGGCUGGCUGAGUGGGCUUUCUGCCUGUGAUCCCUGCACAGCAGCAGCCUCUCUUUCCCACAGGCUUUUUCUGUGAAAGAAAAAUACUUGUGAGAUCACUUUACCCAUUUUCUCUAGGGCCUAGGUUAUUUGAGGGCAGAAAAACAUCCCUUUGCUAAAAAGAACCAUAUUAUUUUGAUUCCCUUGGAUAUGAGAGAAAGGAGUGGAAGAGGGUGGUGGAGAAAGGGAGAUUCUAUUUUUAAAGCCAAUGAAAUUGCCUUCAGUCUAUACUUUUUUUAAAGACAAAAACUAUUCUGCUGGAGGUAAACGGACCCAGGUUGGAAGUGAUUGGAGGAAACUCUCCGGCACUAGGCCUUGCAAUUGGGCUCUGAGCGCCACCCCCCCCCCCAACUCCUCGGCCUCAAUAGGGUGCAGCGCUGAGCGGCAGGAAGUGGGUCUAGUGGAGGCAGCAGCUCCAACGGACGGUGAAGAUAACUCCCUUGUGGACGCUUGCACAAAACUGCCUUAAAAUAUUUAGUCAGUAUAGAUAUAUCUAUUUUUAUUUACUUUGUAAGAAAAGGGCUCAAAGAGCUUCCUCUUUUAUCUUGGCUACAAAAAAUGGCUGAAACAGGAAAGUAAAUGGCACUAUGGUUAAUAAUUCAUGCUGUACAUAAGCAUCCUGCUUGGUGAAAAUAAAAUA
Messenger RNA from Camelus dromedarius (Arabian camel), 2260 nucleotides. RefSeq names its product angiopoietin like 7 (gene ANGPTL7). The coding region runs from base 321 to 1355 and encodes 344 amino acids. NCBI's taxonomy places the organism in Eukaryota, Metazoa, Chordata, Mammalia, Artiodactyla, Camelidae. The record is from RefSeq and is a predicted model, not a curated record. The transcript is spliced from 5 exons.